Molecule: messenger RNA, 1222 nt
Organism: Stegodyphus dumicola
Lineage: Eukaryota; Metazoa; Arthropoda; Arachnida; Araneae; Eresidae
Biological process (GO): DNA replication
Molecular function (GO): nucleotide binding; DNA binding; DNA-directed DNA polymerase activity
Source: RefSeq, a predicted model, not a curated record
AUGCCGAGUGAUUCCUCCACGGAAUCUGUAUCUUCCGGUACUGCCCUAUCGGUGCCGGAAGAAGCUGAUGUUCCCCCUGUGUCGGACUUGCGCCCUUCUUCAACUGCAGACUUCCGUGUACCCACACAGACGACGAGCGAGCUCUUGUCGGAACAUUUACGAAGUGUACCAUUUCCAGGCAUCGUCUACUUCCUCUGUUUCAGAUCAUACAUUGAUCUGUUUCUGAAGAUCAAGCAGGAAAGUAGCGGAUGGCCUUCGGAGUGUGUGACGGAAGAAGCCAGACUGAAGUACAUUCGCCAGUAUGAAGAAAGAGAGGGCGUCAAGUUGGAGGCCUGGAAAAAAUAUCCGAAAAACCCUGGGCGUCGACAAGUCGCCAAGUUGGCCCUGAACAGUUUCUGGGGCAGAUGGGGUAUGAACGUGAACAAAGCCCAACUGACCUAUGUCCACACGGUGCCAGACUUCAAUAAGAUGUUGGCGGAUUCUACUAAAAAAAUCAAAGAUGUCUUUCUUCCCACGCCUGAGGUGGCUGCCAUUUCCUGGGAAUCUGCGAAGGAGUUUGUGCCGCAGGAUGCCUCUACCAACAUUUUCCUAGCGACCUUCACAACAGCUUGGGCUCGUCUCAAGCUGUAUAGUGAAAUGGAGAAGUUGGGUAGAGAUGUCCUGUACCACGACACAGACUCCAUCAUCUAUGCCUCGAAUGGCCGCAAUGAUCCCCCCUUGGGCAACUUCCUGGGUGAAUUUACGGAUGAACUGGAGGGUGAUGUCAUCAAAACCUUUGUCUCUGGAGGACCGAAAAACUACGCAUACCAGACGGCCACUGGGAAAACCUGCUGCAAAGUCCGAGGAUUUUCAUUGAAUUUCCGGAAUUCUCAGUUGCUGAAUUUUGAAGCCAUUAAAAGUCUGGUCUGCAGCCUCGACCGAAGUGAGAUCAUCUCUCUCCACAACCCCUCCAAAAUCACCCGAGAAGCGAAGAGAAGAAAGGUGGUGAAUAAACCGGAAACAAAACUGUACAGAAUUGUGUUGGAUAAACGGGUAAUUCAAAAAGACUUGAGCACAUUGCCGUAUGGUCAUUAGUAUAUUGAAGAAGAACUUUUUAUGUUUAUGUUAGAACCUUAUCUGAAAAUGAAAUUUUGUAUGUAAAUAUAUAUAUAUAUAUAUGCAGAAUCAUGCAUUUGUAUGUGUAUAAAAGAAAACUUAUUUAGAAAAAAAAAUAAACAGAAGU